This is a messenger RNA of Frankliniella occidentalis (western flower thrips), 2413 nucleotides long. RefSeq names its product solute carrier family 41 member 1. The record is from RefSeq and is a predicted model, not a curated record. The transcript is spliced from 11 exons. Gene Ontology annotation, molecular function: monoatomic cation transmembrane transporter activity. Gene Ontology annotation, cellular component: plasma membrane. Lineage: Eukaryota; Metazoa; Arthropoda; Insecta; Thysanoptera; Thripidae. The coding region runs from base 279 to 1793 and encodes 504 amino acids. Gene Ontology annotation, biological process: monoatomic cation transport.
AGCGUGGUGCCGAUGCCGAACGAUUUGUACGAUGAUAAACCUAACCUGUGUAAUCCAGCUAUUUUUAUGUGUCAAAUUUGACACGUCAAAACUGGCCUUGUGUUGCAACGUACAACAAAUGUACCUUUAACUUUUUUUUUAUACAUACAAAUGGUUCUUGUUAAUCAUAGAGUCAUGGUGCUAUUAUGUUUUCUAAUUUGACAAACGCGUCAUGAUCUUGGAACACAACAAAGAAUUGUAAGGGGUGUGGGUUAUCAUGGCGGAAUUUUAUCUGAAGAAUGGCUGGAAGAUCCACCGGUAGCAGGAAGAGUAGUCGACAAAGAAGGAAGCAGCGGUUAAGAAUGUCAAGUAAAGGUGAUGGAGAGGGUGGUGGGGAAGAGGAGGAGGAGGAGGAAGGAAUGUUUCUCAGGAACCAAUCUACACCUGACGACUGUUUGGAGUUAAUAGAUAGAUCAGAGCAUGGUGCGGGGAAAAGUAGAAAGAAAAACAAACAUACUCAACAGUUAUCAGUACACUUUGAGGAUUCAGCUUCCGAAAAUGUUUGGAUUACUACUAUACAGGUAUUUGUGCCCUUUCUUGUUGCUGGAUUGGGCAUGGUCGGAGCUGGAUUGGUAUUGGAUGUUGUGCAGCACUGGGAAGUGUACCAAGUUGUGUCUGAAGUUUUCAUCUUAGUACCUGCACUCUUGGGCCUCAAGGGUAAUCUUGAAAUGACAUUAGCAUCACGUUUAUCUACACAAGCUAAUUUAGGAAUAAUGGAUAGUCGGCGAGAGCAGUGGAAACUCAUUGCUGGAAACAUGGCUCUAAUCCAGUGUCAAGCAAUGGUUGUCGGAUCUCUUGCUGCUUUUGCUGCCGUGGUCAUGGGUUGGAUACCUAAUGGUGACUUUAAUUUUGAUCAUGCACUGUUACUUUGUGCCAGCUCAAUGUUGACUGCAUCACUUGCUAGUUUUGUCUUAGGCGGAAUAAUGGUCGCUGUAAUUAUGUUCUCCCGCUGGGUGAAUAUAAAUCCUGAUAAUGUUGCCACUCCCAUUGCUGCAAGUUUGGGUGAUUUAACGACUCUAGCUUUAUUGUCUUGGAUUGCAUCAAUGUUGUUUGAAGCAAUUGGACAAAACCACUGGCUGGCUCCUGUAAUAAUUGCAGUGUGUCUAAUUCUGACUCCAAUUUGGGGUUUCAUUGCUUUCUCCAAUCACUACACCAAAGAAGUGUUGGACAGUGGAUGGACCCCCGUAAUUUCUUCCAUGGUUAUCAGCAGUGCGGGAGGAUUAAUUUUGGAUUAUACUGUAAGCACUUUCAAGGGUAUUGCUGUAUUUCAACCUGUGAUAAAUGGUGUUGGUGGGAACCUAGUUGCAGUGCAAGCCUCCCGUAUUUCAACUUCCUUGCAUCAGAAAGGCCAUCCCGGUUACUUCCCUUUAGGUGCACCUCCUCUUUGUCUUGGUCCGUUUGCUGCAUUUUGUGCCUCUGAUAAUCACUCCAGAACUGCCAGGGUUCUACUUGGAAUGGUCAUACCAGGACAUUUGAUUUUCUCCUAUACUAUUAGUUAUCUACAUGCAGGACAUACAUCUCUCACAGCUGUUUUCAUGCUUAUUUACCUAACAGCUGCUGUUCUCCAGGUUUUGCUUCUUCUAUAUAUUGCCCAUGUGAUGACACACUGGAUGUGGAAACAAGGAAUAGAUCCAGAUAACUCUGCCAUACCUUAUUUAACUGCCAUUGGUGAUCUGCUGGGAACGGGCCUGCUAGCUGUAGCCUUCCAGCUACUUUAUAUUAUUGGGGAUGGGGACAGUGAUGUGGGUGAAUGAGUGAGCACACUUGACUGAUUAGAUGUCUGUAACGAGGUUUGGUCUGUUCUUUUCUUCGAGGUGUGCUUACCUGGAGCGUAGCCAGGAUUGUUUUUUCUGUGUGUGUGUGUGAGUGUGAGGAGGGGUGGGGAUAUUGUUUUGCACACUUGCCUGCUAAUGUUGUUUCCAAAUUAGCAACCAAGGGUGUGUCAGGGGUCGUGGCCCCCUUCCAGUGUAUGUGCGUGCCUGUGCAUUACUGAAACCUAUAUUUGUGCCCCUUGCUAACAAAUUUUACACGAUGCCAAAAUUUAUCUUAAUUAAUUAAGCUGUUCUCUGGCAUAUUUUGUGAAGGCCUGGGUACUUCAUUUUUAACACUUUCAGUGUGUUAGAGGGGCACACCACACUUAAAGUGUUAAGUACCUUUUAUAGACUUGGUGAUUUUCUAGAGAAUUUGUUAAUUGUGAUGUUAAAAGUAUUUUACUGAAACUAUUGCUUUUCUGUAUGUUACCUUCCAAACAUUAAGACUAGUAGAGUUGUUUGUUCCUCUACCAUACUUUUAAAAAUAUGUUCAAGAGAAAAAGACACCACAUUGUUCCUUGUUUUACUUGUUCAAGUUUUAAUAAAAAGAAAGAGAUUAAGAA